Anopheles stephensi (Asian malaria mosquito) is the source of this 1627-nucleotide messenger RNA. Its product is annotated as cytochrome b reductase 1. NCBI's taxonomy places the organism in Eukaryota, Metazoa, Arthropoda, Insecta, Diptera, Culicidae. Gene Ontology annotation, molecular function: oxidoreductase activity. The transcript is spliced from 5 exons. The record is from RefSeq and is a predicted model, not a curated record. The coding region runs from base 414 to 1166 and encodes 250 amino acids.
CUCUCUCGCGCUCUUGCCUUAAGUCUCUCACACACCGUAUGGGGAGUGCUUCUGGGGAGACUUCUAAAGGGGGGGGUGGGGGUGAGUUUUGCCCACCGAAUAAAUCAACCCACCACCACCCUAGCCGCCCCGCACUCGUAUCGUAUCGUAUAUGCUCACGGCAUAUUCGCCCAACGGUUCACAGCUUCGCCCCAGUACGUGGCGCUCUCAGUACAGUUGCAGCCGUCUGGUGUGGUUCGCGAAUUCGCGCUUGUGUUGACCACCUUCUACACCCGUGCCGCGAAUAUCCGUGCCCGUUACUCCGUGGGGCACAAGAUAAAACCCGGGAGAAAAGCGAACGAAAAAAAAAAAGCUCACUCGCACUUAAUACUCCGAGUCUAACGAAGACGUGACGAGACCCACCGGCCACCAAAAUGGAUAACAGCCCUCCACCACCCUCAGCUCUGAACAACUUCCGAAUCUUGUACCUCGUGACGCAGCUGGUCGGCAUCACGAUCAUCAUACUGGUGAGCUGCUGGAUCGGCAUCCAUCUGAACGGGCUUGGCUGGUCGUCCCGCCCAUCGAUACAGUUCAACUGGCAUCCACUGCUGAUGUCAGUGGGCAUGAUCUUCCUGUACGGAAACUCCAUCUUAAUCUACCGCGGAUUCCGGUACGCUCGCAAGAAGCCGCUCAAGAUUACGCACGCCACCAUACACGGCGCUGCGUUCAUCUUUACCGUGGUCGCUUUGGUGGCCGUCUUCGAUUCGCACAACCUUGCCAAACCGAACCCGAUCCCGAACAUGUACACGCUACACUCUUGGGUGGGAUUGUCCGCGGUGCUACUGUUUUCGCUGCAGUACGUGUUUGGCUUUGCGGCCUAUCUGUUCCCGGGUGUACGUGAGCAGCUGCGAGCAACCUACAUGCCCGUGCAUGUCUUCUUCGGUGUAGCCGGAUUCGUGAUGGCCAUCGCUGCGGCACUGUUGGGACUGCUGGAAAAAGCCAUAUUCUCUGUACCAAACUAUUCCGCACUACCACCGCAAGCCGUUCUGAUCAACACGAUCGGUUUGCUGUACAUCGUGUACGGUGGAUUGGUCGUGUUUCUCGUCACCGAACGACAGUACAAGCGGCAUCCACUGCCGGAAGAUGUGAUGCUACUGACACACAGCACCAGCGUCGGAUCAUCGUAAACAGUGUCCGGCCGGCUGAGGAGAGUGUGUUUUCUCUGCGUGGAUGUCCCUUGUGGAAAGAUCUCAAGCCACAAUCGCCGUAGCUCUAACAGGUCCCAGCAAAAAAACAUUCCAAAACAGGGAGGUCAACGGGGACAAGGAAUUGAAUCUACAGCAUAAUACCUAACAGCAUAGUAUUGACCCAUCGAAGGUGCAUUUGAAGCGGAGACCCUUUCGGGAGGGGCACUCUAUAUUCGCUGCCGAUCCUUCUACUCUACUCACUCGAGUGUGUAUUAUUAGUCCACUUCUGUGUAUAUACUUAGCGAAUGGUACGAAGCAGCUAGGGAGUUAAGCUCAACCGUUUGUAACUAAUCUAUCCUUAGCAGAGAACAACUUGGUACCCUGUCGCCGUGUUUCUGUUGCUUCACAUAAUGUACAACAUGCAUACGUACCAUACAUAUAUUUAAUAAACAUUAUCGAAC